Molecule: messenger RNA, 1438 nt
Organism: Ziziphus jujuba (common jujube)
Lineage: Eukaryota; Viridiplantae; Streptophyta; Magnoliopsida; Rosales; Rhamnaceae
Product: zinc transporter 1
Exons: 3
Coding region: 132-1172 (346 amino acids)
Biological process (GO): zinc ion transmembrane transport
Cellular component (GO): plasma membrane
Molecular function (GO): zinc ion transmembrane transporter activity
Source: RefSeq, a predicted model, not a curated record
UGUCGCCAUUUCUCUCUCCAUCGCUUUUGCGUUUCCUCAUCUUCUUCUUCUCAUAAAUACUGCAUCGCUCUUCUCAAAAUUCCGAAAUCCACAACUCCCACUCUUUCUCUCUCUCUCUUUUUUACUGAGCCAUGAAGAACUUCACCCUCUUCUCCUUCAUCCUUCUCAGCCUCCAACUUUCCUACGUUUCUGCUGAAUGCUCUUUUGAUGGUGAAUCCCAAGGCGGCGAUAAAACCGCGGCCCUCAGAUUCAAACUAGUAGCUAUAUGUUCCAUACUUGUUGCCAGUGCGCUUGGUGUCUGUCUCCCAAUCCUGGGCAAGAAAAUCCCAGCUCUGAGUCCUGAAAAGGAUAUCUUUUUCGUGAUCAAGGCCUUUGCUGCUGGUGUGAUCCUCGCCACCGGCUUUAUCCAUGUUUUGCCAGAUGCUUUCGAGAGCUUGACGAGUCCAUGCCUCCAUGAAAAGCCGUGGGGGGAUUUCCCUUUCGCCGGGUUCGUGGCUAUGCUUUCGGCCAUGGCUACCAUGAUGAUCGACACGUUCUCAACGAGUUAUUAUGAGAGAUUGCAUUUUAGUAAGGCUUUGCCAGUGAAGGAGGAUAGUCAGGUGCAUGAGGGUCAUGUGCAUGUUCAUACACAUGCUACACAUGGCCAUGCUCAUGGCUCGGCCUUUGUCUCCGAGGAUUCCUCCACGGAUCUUCUCCGUCAUCGAGUAAUAUCUCAGGUUUUGGAGCUGGGGAUUGUAGUUCAUUCAGUAAUUAUUGGCAUCUCUUUAGGUGUCUCGCAGAGUCCUAACACCGUCAGGCCUCUUAUAGCAGCUUUGACUUUCCAUCAAUUUUUUGAAGGCAUGGGUCUUGGUGGGUGCAUUUCUCAGGCAAAAUUCAAGUCCAAGGCUAUUGCAAUAAUGGUUCUUUUCUUCUCACUUACCACCCCAACUGGAAUUGCCAUUGGAAUAGGAAUAUCAAAUAUUUUCAAUGAGAAUAGCCCAAAUGCUCUGAUUGUGGAGGGUGUGUUCAAUUCUGCUUCGGCUGGGAUCCUCAUAUACAUGGCACUAGUUGAUCUCCUUGCAGCAGAUUUUAUGAACCCUAGAAUACAGAAGAAUCUAUGCCUCCAAUUUGGUGCUAAUCUUUCCCUACUUUUAGGCUCCGGUUGUAUGUCCCUUUUGGCAAAAUGGGCAUAAGUUAGGGCUAACAAUUUUACUAAAUUUUGUGAGGAUAAAUCCUCUUAUGUUUGCUUAUAAGGUUUUUCUUCGUUUUCUUUUUUGUUUUUUAGUUUUUAGUUUUUCUUAUUUUUCUUUUUUCUGUUUAAUUGUGUUUUCCUCUGCUAAUCAAAAAUGUAAAUUUCAAUUUGUUUUCCUCCAAUAAUAUAGGUAUAUAUGUGAGUUUGAAUUUUGUAAUCUAUAAUUAAGAAAUUAUAGAAAAACACUUUAAUUAAAGUUAUGAAAAA